Messenger RNA from Tarenaya hassleriana, 1928 nucleotides. Its product is annotated as pentatricopeptide repeat-containing protein At5g66520. The coding region runs from base 22 to 1905 and encodes 627 amino acids. Gene Ontology annotation, biological process: RNA modification. The transcript has a single exon. The record is from RefSeq and is a predicted model, not a curated record. NCBI's taxonomy places the organism in Eukaryota, Viridiplantae, Streptophyta, Magnoliopsida, Brassicales, Cleomaceae. Gene Ontology annotation, molecular function: protein binding; zinc ion binding; RNA binding.
GUGAUCGUUUGAAUUGCCGAAAUGGCGGCAGUAACCACCUCGGUCGCCUCCAUGGACAGGUCCUUCUUGGAACAUAACCUAUCGGAUACGAUGUCCUGUCUCCGACAAUGCUCAAACACACAAGAACUGAAGCAAAUCCACGCUCGAAUGCUGAAAACCGGCCUGAUGCAGGACUCAUCAGCAGUGUCAAAGUUUCUUUCUUUCUGCCUUUUCAAGAAUCCUCCAUGCUUUUUACCUUAUGCCCAGAUGGUGUUCGACAGCUUACAUCACCCUGACACGUUCUUGUGGAACCUAAUGAUCAGGGGAUUCUCGUCCUCCAAUGAACCGGAGAGGUCGAUUCUUCUGUAUCGGCAGAUGCUUUGUCGUUCGGCUCCUCUUAACGUGUAUACAUUCCCGUUUCUGCUCAAAGCGUGUUCCAAUGAAUCAGCAUUUGGAGAAACAAAGCAAAUCCAUGCACAAAUCAUAAAGUUUGGAUAUGCAGGAGAUGUCUAUGCCACAAAUUCUAUGAUUAAUGCAUAUGCAGUAACAGGGAACGUCCAAUUUGCUCAUCGACUCUUUGAUCGUUCCCCAUUGCGAGACAUUGUCUCAUGGAACUCGAUGAUAAAGGGAUACGCAAAGGUUGGCAAGAUGGGCAUUGCCUUGAAGUUUUUCCAAAACAUGCCGGAAAAGAAUGUUAUAUCGUGGACGACGCUGAUAUCAGGGUAUGUUCAGGCAGGCAUGAACAAGGAAGCCCUAGACUUAUUCCGCGGUAUGCAGAAUGCAGAUGUUGAACCAGAUCAUGUUUCACUGGCCAAUGUCAUUUCAGCAUGUGCACAGCUUGGGGCAUUGGAGCAAGGGAAAUGGAUCCAUGCUUAUGUCAGUAAAAGAAGCAUCAGACUCGAUUCGGUAUUGGGUUGUGUUCUUAUUGAUAUGUACGCAAAGUGUGGAGAAAUGGAAGAAGCUCUGAGUGUGUUCAGGAAAAUGAAGAAGGACAGUGUACAAGCAUGGACGGCAGUGAUUUCUGGGUUUGCGUGUAAUGGCAAUGGAAGAGCUGCGCUUAGCCAAUUCAUGGAGAUGCAAAAUAUGGGAAUAGAACCAAACGAGAUUACUUUCACGGCUGUUCUCACGGCUUGUAGCUACAAUGGACUGGUUGGAGAAGGAAAGUUACUAUUUCGCAGCAUGGAGAGAAGCUACAACCUGAAACCCACGAUCGAGCAUUACGGCUGCAUGGUUGAUUUGCUCGGCCGAGCUGGACGGAUCGAUGAAGCCAAAGAGCUCAUCGAGAACAUGCCGUUGAAGCCGAACGCUGUCAUCUGGGGCGCACUGCUCAAAGCCUGUCAGAUUCAUAAAAACGUCGAAUUGGGAGAGAGAAUAGGAGAAAUCCUGAUGAGAAUGGAUCCUCACCAUGGUGGAAGGUAUGUUCAUACGGCGAACCUUUACGCCAUGGCCAGAAAAUGGGACAGAGCAGUGGAAACAAGAAGACGGAUGAAAGAUCAAGGAGCUCUGAAAGUUCCAGGACGCAGUACAAUUAGCGUGGAUGGAACCGUCCACGUAUUUUUUGCGGGAGACAGAUCGCAUCCAGAGAUAGAAGGGAUCCAUUCAAAGUGGAAAGCGAUCAGAGCAAAACUUGGAGAAAAGGGUUACAUGGCAGAGGCAGAGGAUAUGCGGAUUGACCUUCUGGAGGAGGAAAGAGAGGUGGAGAUGGCAAUGGAGCAGCACAGCGAGAGGCUGGCUAUUGCGUAUGGGAUGAUGAAGAGUAAAGCAGGCUCCACUCUACGGAUUGUGAAGAAUCUUAGAGUGUGCAAGGACUGCCACACUGUAACAAAACUCAUCUCCAAGAUCUACCAGAGAGACAUCGUCAUGAGAGAUAGGAUUCGUUUCCAUCAUUUCUCGGAUGGGAAAUGCAGUUGUGGGGACUACUGGUAACCAAAUCUGUGAAUUCUAUGAAA